AUGUCUUCUAGAACUUCAACUUCAACUUCCACAACUUCUCUAAUUUUCGCCUCAAUUUUCUUGGCCACUUUUGCCGGUGCGUGUCAUAGUUGUGAGUUCAUAAAUGCCACGUCACAACACACUUUUCACAAUUUUUUUUUGGUUUUAGUCAAAUUAUUUGAAUCAGUUGGCAUUUGUGAACUCACUGCGCUCACAACAAUAGAACUAUAGUCUAGUUUGCUCACAGAGACCUUAAGAUCUUAAGGUCUUAAGAAGACCUUAAACCCCCAAAUAUUCUCAAUUUCUCAGUUCUUCCCUAUGCUCAAAUAGUCGGUGCCCGUGCCUAUCUUCUUCAACAAAAAAUGGAGUGCAAAGGUGGAAAAGUGUACGACAUCGAUAAUGUUCAAGACAUCGAACAAUGCAAAGAAGCGUGUCGACAAUUCGAUUGUGACGCCGUGAAUUUAUUCCAAAUCGGCGAAUUUGCCUUCAAAUGCGAGAUUUUGAGCUAUGUUUCAACUUUGGUUCCGGCAAGUGGAGCUGCCUGUUAUUACGCGUCUGAUGCGUUGCAAGGUAGGGCGUAUAUAAAAAGAAAAAGUCGCAUCGCUCUCUCUGUUGCACCCUUGGUAUAGUGGUUAGCGCCCGCGGUUUUGGUGCACUGGGUGGUGGGUUCGAUCCCUCCCCGGCGCAAUUUUUUUUCUUUUUUUUCCCUUGUGCGAUUUAAAGAAAAACUAAUGUUUCCCAGGAAAAUGAUGAGAAAAAGUUGUCAAAUGCAGAAAAAUUAAUUAAAAUUCAAAUUUUUCGCAGGCGGCGGCUAUAACAAUGGAUAUAAUGGAUAUCAAGGUGGAUUUGGUUACAACGGUUACGGAUGGGGAAAAAAAUAA
Molecule: messenger RNA, 860 nt
Organism: Caenorhabditis angaria
Lineage: Eukaryota; Metazoa; Nematoda; Chromadorea; Rhabditida; Rhabditidae
Source: the annotation of a GenBank genome assembly